Messenger RNA from Etheostoma spectabile (orangethroat darter), 493 nucleotides. Its product is annotated as RNA-binding Raly-like protein. The transcript has 2 exons. The record is from RefSeq and is a predicted model, not a curated record. Gene Ontology annotation, cellular component: nucleus. NCBI's taxonomy places the organism in Eukaryota, Metazoa, Chordata, Actinopteri, Perciformes, Percidae. Gene Ontology annotation, molecular function: RNA binding. Bases 203 to 493 code for a protein of 96 amino acids.
UAGAGAAAAUGCUUGGACGGAUUCAAAAACUCUGGUCAAUCCCGAGUUACACGACUCAACCACCGGCAGCGAUAGAGAGCGCAAAAGGAACGCAGAGGCUCGGUGUGUAAUACAAGCCUGCACACCACCAACCCACCACCGUCCAAUUUCUUUUUAAUUGAACCCUUUUACUCCCGCUCGCAGGCAGUGCUGCAGGACUAGGAUGACUGGGAAGACCCAGACCAGCAACGUGACCAACAAGAAUGACCCUCGCUCCCUCAACUCCCGCGUCUUCAUUGGCAACCUCAACACGGCUGUGGUAACCAAGGCCGACAUCGAGGCCAUCUUUGCCAAAUACGGAAAGAUUGUGGGCUGCUCUGUGCACAAGGGCUACGCCUUUGUUCAGUACGCCAGCAAGAGGAAUGCCAGGGCAGCCGUGGGUGGGGAGAACGCCAGGGUCAUCGCCGGACAACCACUAGGUAAAGUUCUUCAAAUGUGCAUCACUGAAUUCUGA